Messenger RNA from Phytophthora nicotianae INRA-310, 5267 nucleotides. RefSeq lists its product as hypothetical. The transcript is spliced from 3 exons. The coding region runs from base 425 to 1333 and encodes 302 amino acids. The record is from RefSeq and is a predicted model, not a curated record. NCBI's taxonomy places the organism in Eukaryota, Oomycota, Peronosporomycetes, Peronosporales, Peronosporaceae.
AUCAAAAGUCAUGUCGGUGCCUGUGGUGAUCGUGGACGACCACCAUCACUGUCUGCCGGACAUCCACUUGGUUCGUCGAUUGCAGCUUAGUCUCACCGCAAUUUUGGUGUUUAAUGCGAUGAUAAUUGCUGAGCUAGGCCAUCCGCCAGCGCCGCCUGCCUUUCUCAGACAUCCAUGUAUUGCACGUGGACGCACACCCGGACUUAUCCUUCCCCACAACGACGGAUACCAGCGUGAUUUUCGAGCCAGAGAAACUAUACGACAAGCUGGACGAGUCUGUUGCAGGGAUUGCAGAGUUUCUAUUGCCGCUGGUAUUUGCAGGACAUGUGAACCAGAUCACAUGGCUCAAACCUUCAUGGGCGACACAAGUGAGUGUGUUGCUUGCUAUUGUGUUUGGGCUUUGGGCUAAGAGAUUAUACGAUAGAUGCCGACGGGAGCAUUCAGACAACUUUCCAUCGGAAAGCGCAAGUCGAAUGGAGGCAUGGGGGCGACCAGUGAACUGCCUCACUUCGUAGAGGACGAACUGUAUUGUUCUGUGGAGGAAAUAGAUGCAUCGUCGUUAAGGACGUGGGAUCUAUUCGCUACGGAGAUGAGUUCAUCAGGCAGCGCUGCUGCUGUAGCGACUGAGGCGAUCACAACCGCUCGAGGGAAUUCAAAGGCCUUCAUCCUCGACAUCGAUCUGGACUAUUUCUCGACAUGGAAUCCAUUUCGCAAAGACUUAGAGACGCAUAUCGGAGAAGCAGCGGUGAAGACUGUGACUCAAGUGUUCUCUUCUGUGCGGUACAAGCAAGAACCUCUCGACCUCGUUACAGCUCAGCAACGAACCUCUGAGCGGAGGGUAUUCUGUGAGCUUAUUAAACAUUUCGAGGCAUCAGAUGCGUUGGAAGACGCUUCCAAACGCGCUUCAGAAUGGGUACAAGUCGUCAAGGAACUCGCACCUUUGUACAUUGAAAAUGUGGAUGUCGAGAAACUUUUCGACGAAUUCAUCGAAAUAUUAGAGCAGUAUCGCGAUGACAAGAACGCACGACAUGAGAUUUGGGCUUCGGGUCCCUUUCUGGAUCUGCCUCAUCACGAAAGCUCACUGGAAGAGAUUGAGCGUAUGGUUAACGAACUGGAGCGAUUCCUUCGGACACACUCACUAGACUCGAGCAAUCCUCCCGCAAUCGUGGCAAUCGCCAAGUCAACGGGUGACGAGUUUUUACCGCCGCAUCAAUUGAAUUUCGUUCUGCCAAAUGUACUUCGGAUGCUUGAGAGAGUGUUUGGUGAACUGUCGAUCAAGCAUGUGGAGUACGAAGACGGCGGGGAUGAAGACAACGGCGCGAACCCCACUUAGUAGGUUAGAGUGCUAUUGACUGAUAAAACUCCUCGCACCAAGCGUAGAACAGCAGCAUUUCCAGCGUACAUUUGCUCACUGCAGCGGCGGUACUACUUGCUCCACAAGAAGCUGUCCACUGUGCCCUAUAUGCUGAGUUUUCUUGUCUCCAUGCACACGCUCUGAUCCGUUUGGCAUGUAAACGAUCUCGAGAGAAAUGCUCAUCCAGUUGAGCCAAUUCCAGACUCCAGAGGUCAUUUAGCAACGUCGUGUCAUCUUGUCCACCGAAGAGAAAUACACACGGCACGCUAUUGCCUGGUGGUGAGAAGACAAAGGCGCUAGCUCCCCAGUAUCGAGGCACUGGACGUUGUUCGUUCAUAGGGCUUAUCUCAUCUUCAGACGUCGUAGCAACCGUAUUCCACCCGUCGAUCAUGUCUUCAAGGCGCUUCAAACGAAUGUCGAGUUGUGAUUCAAAGCAAGAAGCUGGUAGCGCCUUACUCGAGCCUAGUGACGCUCGUCGAGGAGGCUUCAAUCCACGACCGACAGCCAUCAGUUCAUACGGGGUGAGCAACGUAGCACGUCCUGCAUGAGCUCUCCUCUCAGCGAUACUGGGGCUUUCACUAUCGGUCAGAGACGCUAGCUGCGUCCAUCGGGCAGUCGGAGCGACACCGAACGCCACACUGGGGGUGUAAUCCAGUCGAUACAAGUCGCUCAGCUCCAAGCCAGUACCUCCCGCUGAGCCUCCGAAGACGAACAUACUGCUUUCGAACACGACAACCGAGUGCUGGAACCUCGCGCUUGGAGCUGUUCCCAUCGCUAUGGGCGAUAGAUUUGUCCACGUGAAGGCCGGAACGCAAGGAGCAACAUCAAAUAUGACGUCCCACGAGUCAAGAGUCCCGACUAAGCCAUCCGCUGCAGUGUCAGUCAGUUCAAGAGUCCAAUUCCCAGCAACUGGCAGCUGAUGGAAGACCGAAAGAGCUUCCAAUGAAGUCCCCGACACUCCCACAGUCGACACGAAGCUCAGUUUCUCAGUUCCAGGAGUACAUUUCGUCUUUUCUGUUGCUUCUGGACUAUGCAGCAGCACAGGAAACGCUCUAGUGUUCGGCGCAGUGCCAGUCGCUCUUUGAUCUCCUUGAAGGCUCUUCAGUCCUUGACUAUUACUCCACGUCGUCUCUCGAGCUUGUGAAUCGGCAGGGAAAUGAAGACUCUGCUGUCGUCCUGGGAACGUUGCUGGUCCUGGUCCAAAUAACUGCAAACGUAGCGUGUGAGGGCACGCGUGUGUUAUCUGUACAGUUACAGACACGUUGACAACGCAGAGUUGCUCGCCACUAGCACUAAGACUCUUUCUACCAAGUGCGAAGACUUCCCCUCCAUCUGGAAUAGACAGAGUCGCUGGUUGACGAGAAUCCAGCGACACUGAAGUCUGUUUUGCGGUGGUGGACGAUAUCGACAGCUCCCAAAGAUCAUUCAGAGCUCGUGGUCCCCAUGUCGACGCAUCAUUAACGUCAAAGACGUCAUUCUGCCGUCCUCCGAAGAGGAUCAAGCGGUUGUUAACCACAACCAUCGAGUGUUUCUCUCUUGGCGGCGGUACCAACGCUGACUGAGGCACUGACCACCACGUCUCAGUGAGCAGAUCAUAUCGCCAGAGUUCAUUGGACACAGAUCGUGAGUGUUUCUGCAGUAAACACGGCACUUUGAGUGCUCGAUUGCACUCGUAACUCUUCGCCAUUCCUCCAAAGAGAUACAGACAAUUGUCCAUAACUGUGAGUGAAUGUCCUCGUCUAGCAGACGGCAGUCGUUGCAACGGGGGAGUGUUGGUGAAGCGCAUCCCAGCUCUUGUGUUCUCUUCGUCUGCAGCUCGAGUAACGCAGCGUUUCCACGUAUUUUUCGGCUUCGAAGGCAUACGUAACGUGACAAUAUCACUGUAAGUGCCACGUCCAUCAAGCAGCAAAGGUUUGACCCGAAGUCGAUACGCAGCCAUCGGAACAAGACCGUGAACUGUAACUGUACCGCUGUUUUCCUUGAUGUCAGCAUGUGGAAGAGUGACCAAACGUACGAGACGAAAGUCUUCGCUCGCUGAGCGAUUAGCCAUCUCGACUACGAACCCUUCAACCAGCUGUGAGAAGCCAUAACGAGGAGCUUUCCAGCUCACACUGACGCUCGAGGAUGUCACCGGAGACACUGUAAGCUGCUGAACUGCUUCCCCAACCACUCGCGGUCGCAAACUAGCGUCACUGAGACCAGUUUUGGAGGCAUUAAACAGGUCAAUAAAGGAGACGAAGCUGCUCCCCCCACCGCCACCAGCUCCGUCGACACCUGCGCCUCCACCUCCUCCACCAAAGAAUCCUCCGCCUCCGCCCCCACCUGCUUGCUUCCCACUCUGGCCACUACCUCCACGUCCUCGUUGACCAUUAGUAGGCCAAUGUGCUGCUGUCAACGGAGUCACUACGACGUCCACCAGCGACGUCCUCGGGUUCAGAAGACACUUGCCUUCGAGAGAAUAAUAAUAUGAACCUGCAGUCCCAGCUACUCCUGCAGUCGUUGGCGUGGCUCCCGUGCCUCCACUUGCUAGCAUGGAGUAGUCUGCACUACUCGCAGCAAAGCCCCAGUCAAGAUGCUGAUGUCUUGCUGGAAGGCCCUCGAAAUCUCGCGUAUCUCCUGGUACAUUAAAGGAAUGAUACUCGUCUCGAGCUGCUUGUCCAGUCACACUUAAGUCCAGCGGAAUCGUUGUAGCACCAGCCGCUAGACCAGAUUCUGCCUGAUUCACGCCGCCGCCUCCUCCUCCAUGGGCACAACAAUAAUCUGUCGAUCCAGCACCGCCACCUCCAGCCGCUACGAGGACGACACGGCCAUUGACUCGCACUUCUGAAGCUCCUCCGCCUCCGCCACCUGGGAAAUCGCCUGUACCGCCGUUACCGCCACCGUUAAACCCACCACGACCGUCUUCAUGGCCUCCACCACCGACUAAAAUGUCCACAACAUCACCAGCAUCAACACGAAUAAGUCCACGCGCAAAGGCGCCACCCCCACCGUUGCUCAAGUCGCUUGACGCUCCAUUUGAAGACCUCGCGCCAGCUCCUCCAGCACCCCAAGCAUAGAUAUCAAGCGCAACAAUCCGUUGCGCAAGAUGAGUGGCGUACUGUUCAAUUGGGACUUGGUAUGAUUGAAUACCUCCUGUGAAGAAGAACGAACGCUCAGCGAGUCUUUCACCCGACCACGUGACUGGGAACACGAGAACAGCUCCGUUCUCACCUGGUUUGGCUUGAUUACCACUGGUAGAACCCCCACUACCGCCAUUUCCAGUUAACUGAACGUAGUACCAGUCCUGAUUGUUAGCGCUAUGCUGACGAGAAGCAGCAAUCACCACUUGUCUUGUUCCGAGAGUCAAAUCCUUGUUGUUGGAGCUUGAUUCGUCUUCCACUGUGUAGCCUGUUAAGAACUCCGCGGACUGAGAGAAGCUACCAGCUUGACGUUCAGCUACCGCUCUAACACGAGCGACGUACGUUGUGUAUUCUUUCAAUGACGCCACUGAAAUGUUAGCAACUCGAUUGCUGUUAUCGACCAACUGUGCUGGCAAUCGCGUCCACGUAGAGCUAAGAGUUUUGCGGUAUUCCACAUCGUACGUAAGAUCUUCCAGCGUAUGUCCUCCCAAGGAUUCAGGUGUAUCCCAGACGAUAGUUAGUGGAUCUCGACGUACAUGUAAGUUUAAAACAGGACCUGGAGCUGUUCGAAACGUGGUGAACUUUGCUGAAGGCGAACUGUAUGGACCUUGGCCAUUGACAUUCGUCGCUGCUACUCGAAACACACACGUAGACCCUGGUGGACGCUCCAAGGACGCAACGGCAGUAGUAAACGUAUCGCUGUUGCCACUAAACCCCGGUGUUACACGCUCACUGAUCGUAGUCCAGCCGAUUUCGCUGUCACACUGUUGCUGAGUAUGGAAGCUUGUAACGGG